Chelonia mydas (Green sea turtle) is the source of this 9085-nucleotide messenger RNA. RefSeq lists its product as uncharacterized. NCBI's taxonomy places the organism in Eukaryota, Metazoa, Chordata, Testudines, Cheloniidae. The record is from RefSeq and is a predicted model, not a curated record. The transcript is spliced from 14 exons. The coding region runs from base 677 to 3901 and encodes 1074 amino acids.
CAGUCCUGCGCGCCGGAGCGGGCUGUCUAUUGCAGAGCCCUGCGCGGCUCCCGGAGCGGGCGUGGGGCGGAGGCGGCUGUCCGGCCGCUGGCUUGAGGGGAGCGCGGGACCGCGAGGGAGCCUGGAUCCCCCAGCUCGUCAUCCCCGGCCUGGUGCUGCCCUGGCUCCGAGCUCCGCAGCAGGGGCGGCGGGACGGCCAGUUCCUCCAGGGGGUGGGCGAGCUGCCUUUGAAGGGACGCGGGAAGAACGGCGUUCAAGCGGCUCCCGAAGCCUUAGGAGUGCGGUUCCCUGGGCCCCCGUUGCUGCCUGGAAGAUGGACGGGGACAAAGCCCGGAACUGCCCAGAGCCGGCCUUGGAAGGGAGGCAACGACCCUGCUAACUCCCGCCAGUUCUCUCCUGUGCAAGGAAAUCACCGCAGGGGCAGAGUUGGGAAGUCCCUCAUCCUACUGAUCCCCUUUCCAGCAGAUUUGUGUGGCAUUUCCCCUUUAUUCUGCACACUUGGGGUGCCAGAAGAGCUGAGGGUCUCCUGUGAGUGCCUUGAUUUGAAGUCUUUUAUCACCAUCCAAUCAUGGCAAGGAGACGGUGUUGCUGAACAGAAUUCCAUCCAUCCCUGGUACUGUGUGCGCCCAGUUGAACCGGAAUAGAAAGUCCAGCAUUUUAGGACUUGGGAGAGCUAAUGGCCUCUGCCACAGGAGCCGGACAGCUGGUGGCUGCCGUCGUGCUUAUGUGCAUAUUGCUUCGUGAGGCAUCUGCUCAAAAUCUCAUCAAGAACCAGAAGACAGAGCACUCACUCCUGAUAAAUGAAAUCAAUGCGGACAACCCGGGGGAAGAUACCUCUGAGUUUGUGGAGCUCUAUCACACCAGCGGCCGAGAGGCCCCCUUGGAUGACUACUACCUGGUCUUUUACAAUGGUAAUGGCAACCAGGCCUACAAAGUCCUGAACCUUCAGGGCAAAGUCACCAAUAAUCAAGGGUUCUUUCUUGUUGGGUCUUCCAUGGUGAAACCCCAGCCCUCCGUGAUCUUGCCUAAGAACACUAUCCAGAAUGGGCCUGAUGCCAUUGCCCUGUAUUAUGGGAAGGGGAACUACCAGGAGGGCAUGAGGGUCACCAGUGACGGGCUGGUGGAUGCCUUGGUCCAUAAGUCUAGAAAGAAUGACAGAGCGGACAUGUUGCUCAAUGUGCUGACCCCCGACAGGGAUGCUUUCCUGGAGGAUCCCUCCUUCAGGACCACAGACGAGUCAAUAGAAAGGUGCCAUGGGGAGGGUUCUCAGUGGAUCUUUCAAGUGGCCAUGCCCACCCCAGGCAAGGAUAACCACUGCAUCCCCUCUUCCCAGCUGAAUGCUUCUGCCGUGCUGAUCAGCGAGGUCCAUGCUGUGACCUCUCCUGGGGAGUCAGAAUUCAUUGAGCUUCAGGGACCUCCUUCCACUGCCCUGAGGGACUUGGUUCUGGUGCUGAUCGAAGGAUGGACCAAAGAAGUUUAUUUCUUCAUGGACAUUUAUGGAAAAACCUCUCCUGAGGGGCUAUUUCUCAUUGGUCCUGCGCAAGCCAGAACCCCAGUUGACCUGCCAUUCCCACCAAACUCCAGCAGCCCUCUCCUCAGCACUGGUCUCCAAGCCAUCGCCCUGUACGUUGGAAACAGCAGCAGUUUCACACUGGGGAAAGCAGCAUGUGCUGCCAACCUAUUGGAUGCUUUAGUGUACACGAGCAAUGGGAGUGCAGACCCAGAGCUCCUGGAGAUCCUGACCCCUGGGAGACAUGCCUAUGAGACUAACAGCUACCAGCCAGGUAACAUAUCCAUGAGUCGGUGCAGCUGCUGCUCCGUGACCCGGGACUCCUCCAUCUACGCCCUCAGCAGCCCCACACCCGGACAGUUCAAUGACUGCCCCAGCAGCCGCUUCAGCCAGUCCAUCUCUCUCUGCCUCCAUAUAGCAGAUUGCCGGCUGUGGCUCCUGGGGUCAUAUGAGAUACAGACGGCUCUAGCCCAGGCCCUUGACAAGCUGUGCAAUUGUGGAAUGUCUGUUGCAUACUUUAAAGAUCCUGUAACAACAUGCAGGGGCACAGAGCUUGUAUUCACCAUGCUGCUGAUUGCCAAAUCAGCUGAGCAGCUGAGCAGCCUGGUACAAGCCUUCACCAGCUUCCUGGAGAGCCCCAGGGCAGCAAGUUUCAGCAGCUGGAAUGCCACAGUGGAAAAGGCCUGUUUCAAACAUACUAAUGUCACGGCAUCUCCUCCAGGUGCCUCAUCAGAAGGGACCAGUGAGCCACCUUCCCACGCAGCUGAGCUGCUCAUCAACGAGGUGAAUCCAGACAAUCCGGGAGGCCAGGAGGAUAUGGAGUACAUCGAGCUGCUCUACACUGGGCAGACACAUUUUGACCUCCGUGGUUAUUGGCUAGUCCUUUAUAACGGCAAAAACAACCAGGCCUACAGGGUGGUGAACCUGACGGGCUACUGUACUAACGAGCAGGGCUACUUCCUGGUGGGGAGUGCAUUGGUUACCCCAAGUCCAGUGAUUGUUCUGCCUCCGAACACCAUCCAGAAUGGGGGGGAUGCCGUGGCCCUCUACCACAGUACCACGUUCACCUACAGCGUGGGCAUGGCUGUGACUGAGGCAGGGCUGGUGGAUGCAGUGGUCUAUAAGUCCCGGGCGUCUGACAGGGCAGAUAAGCUGCUCAAAGUACUGACCCCAGGGCAGAAUAUCCUGUAUGAAGAUGACUCCCACAGCAGUCAGGAUGAAUCUCUGAGCCGAUGUAACAGCCAGAGCCCCAGAGUCCACAGCAGCUUCCAGGUGACUACGAUAACACCAUUCGGGGAGAAUGCCUGCGCCAACUCCUCAGCACCAUCUCCCACCGCCCCCUCCCUCCUAAUCAACGAGCUGAGCAUGACCAACAGCACCGCCUCCUACCAGUUCAUUGAGCUGAAGGGGAAACCUGGAGCCACGCUAGGAGGAUACACCCUGGUGUUCUUCUCUGGGCAGGAUGGCAAAGCAUAUGCCAGCAUCCCACUACAGGGCACAUUCGGGACCACGGGCCUAUUUGUGAUUGCACCGUCAGGACCGCCCAGGCCUGAUCAGCAGUUGCCAUUUAUCAGGAAGGCCCCAUCUGUUAGACGUGGCUCCAGCGCUGUGGCAGUGUACAACAGCCGUCAAGCAAGAAUUCCUGUUGACAUGAUGGUGAAUCUAGAGAACCUGGUGGAUGCUGUGGUGUACACAUGGGAAUCUAGCACAGGCAAAGGACAGCUGAACCGCCUCGGCCCAUCGCACUUUGUGCCCUGUGCGGAGGAGAGGCCAGUGUCUCUGAGCCGCUGCUCCUGCUGUGAUGUGAGUGCUGCGCUGGCGUAUGCCAUCUCAGACCCUACGCCUGGCUUGGAGAACAGCUGCCCCCUGAAGUCAUUUGCUGUGGAUCUUGACAUCUGCCUGCUGACACCCAAUUGCUCUAUGUGGACCCCAAACCCUGAGAGGGUGCUUGACAGCAUAGAGAAGGUAUUAACGAAAUCCAUAGAGGAAAACUGUACCUGCGGCGUCUCCCAGUUCUACCUACACGCAGAGCUCAACUUCACCUGCACAGACUCCAUGUUGCAGCUUUCAGGUCAGGUGUGGGCUAAGUCACCAGAGCAGCAUCAUCUAAUCCUAAACUGGCACAGGGACUUCACCGCCAGCCCUCAUCCCUUUUCUGUGGAUGGGAGGGUACUUAAAACAAACAAAGAGUGUGUCGCUCCGGACAAUGCAGUGUCAACGUCACAGAGUGGCUCCUCCUUCCAAGCCUGGAAAAUAGCCCUCUCUGUCCUGGGAUCUAUCCUGCUCACACUCACACUAGUCGCCGUAGCCAUCUCUUACUUCAGAAGACACUCCCUGAAUUACACCACCAUUGAAAUGAAUGACUGCAGACAGAUGGCAGCAGACUUCUAACUCUUCCAGGAAAAACGUCAUUGGCAAGAUCCAUUAUUCUAGGGGUGGGUGGGGCUUGCAUCUCAAGGUGAGUGAGAUGUCUGUCCAGUACCCUCCCUGACACUAGGAUUGUUGCAUAGACCCACUCUACAGCGAGAAUAUAAUUUUAAAUGUGAAGUGCCUGGAUUAUUUUUUAAACUGAGUGGUCUACAACUGACUAAAAGAUUUAAGAAAUGGACUCUGAGGAUUUCUUCUCACCAAAGCUUGUGGUGGAUGGCGAACUUGAAAGGCCCCGAGCUGCAGCAGGAUGGCUGUCCCCAUUGUGGAUGGGCUGCUAGACUGGGGUGAGGAGAAGACAAUAGUGUUCCCUAGUCUUCUCUCAAGACAGAUUUGGUGCCAGUGUAAAUCAAGUGGUGGCAGCUUGCAGGGGCAUGGGAAUUGUCCCAGGCUCUAGUCAGCUGGGGAAAAGAUUAACAGAAGGACAGACUAGUUUAUCCUGGAAGUUGAGUCCAGUUCUUAUUCAGCCUGAUUGCUGCUGUACAUGUGAGUAAAAUGUGUUACUCCAGUGGAUAAACAAUCUUCCUUAAUCUUUUCUGUUCCAAGCUCAUGUUGGAUGCUCUAGGCCUUUCAAAGGCCCUGCCAUUCUGAUGACAGUAUAGCAGGGGCCAGAGGUCUACAAGCCUAAAUGCAUUAAUAUGAAGAUGGGAUGAUUUUGCUUGUGAUUGAUACAUAGUUUGCUUCUAAGGUGAUCUGGAUAGAACUUCUCUGGUUGAGAAUCUAUUAUUUCUGCUCUGUGAGGGCCUUGGCUUGACUGUGUCUAACCCCUAACCCUGUAGGAUUGUUUUAUGCCUCAAGCAGUGUCUUUGGUGCAAGACAUUCCUCUCAUUCCUAGUCCUGCAGCACUGAGAGCUGCCUGAGCAGGCAGGCAGUGGAGCAGCCGCAUGGCAGGGGCAAGACGACAGCCGGGUAGCAGAUUUCCUCUGGUCCCUCUUCAGUUGGGAUCUCUUGCCUCCACUGAGUGAACAACUCAGGGCAUGUCUACACUUACCUCUGGAGCGAUCGAUCCAGCGGGGGUGGAUUUAUCGUGUCUAGUGAAGACACGAUAAAUCGACCACCAAGCACUCUCCUGUCAACUCUGGUACUCCACCGGAGCGAGAAGCUUAGGCGGGAGUCGAGGGGGCAGCGGCAGCAGUUGACCUACCAGAGCGAAGACACUGGAGUAAAUAGCUCUAAGUACGUCGACUUCAGCUAUGCUAUUUUCAUAGCUGAAGUUGCGUAACUUAGACCGACUUAGCUCGCCUCCCUUUCCCCUGCACUCUGGACCAGGCCUCAGUAUCAAACAGCCGGAGCUCCCUAACUGACGAUUGCGGAUGUGGCAUGCUACUUGUGCCCUCUACUGGUCAAACACUAUACCAGAAUGUUCAAAGUCCUGGGUUAUCGUAUUUCAUACUCCUACUGCGCUCACACAUUCCUGCAAGAGUAGACACCCUGCAUUAUGUACGUGCUCAGCCCCAUGUGACAGUCCCGCUCCAGGCGGCAUUGCGUCCUCACCAAGCCCCAUGCGACAGUCCCGCUCCACUCUGGGUUACGUACCCGCCCUGUCCGACAGUCCCGCUCCACUCCGGGUUACGUACCUGCUGAACCCCAUGUGACAGACCUGCUCCAACCCGCAUUACGAACCCGCCCAGUCCCAUCUCACAGUCCCGCUCCACCCCUCAUUAUGUACCCUCCCAGCCCCAUGCAACAGUCCCACUCCAGGUGGUAUUGUGUCCUCGCCAAGCCCCAUGCGAAAGACCCUCUCUAGGCGGCAUUGCAUACCUGCCUAGCCCCGUGCCACAGUCCUGCUCCACCCGUUACGUACCUGACAGGUCACAGGCCACCCCACGUUACGUGCCUGCCAAGCACUGCGCGAUAGACGCGGACCACACCCUGUUACAUACCUAAGAGGCCCCAUGCCACAGUCCCGGUCCACUCCGCAUCACGUACCCAACGGACCCCGUGCCACAGUCCCGGUCCAUCCUGAAAUAUGUACCCGCUGAGCCCCGUCCCACAGUCCUGCUCCACCCCGCGUUACAUACCCGUCCAGCCCCGCGUUAUGAACCCAAUGAAUCCCAUGCCACAGACCCGCUCCAUCCCGUUACGUUCCCGCUCAGCCCCGUCCGACAGACCCGCUCCACCCCCCGUUAUGUACCUGACGGGCCCCGUGCCACAGUCCCAGUCCACCCCACUUCACAUACCUGCUGACCCCCUUGGAACAGACCCAUUCCACCCCACGUUAUGUACCCGCCCAGCCCCAUCCAACGGACCCACUCCCCCCACCGUUACGUACCCGCCCAGCCCCAUCCAACGGACCCACUCCCCCCGCCGUUACGUACCCGACAGGCUCCAUGCCACAGUCCUGGUCAACUCAGCAUCACGUACCCAGUGGACCCCAUGCCACAGUCCCAGUCCACCCCACAUCAUGAACCUGACGGGCCCUAUGCCACAGUCCUGCUCCAUCCCACGUUAUGGACCCGCCUAGCCCCGUGCAACAGUCCAGCUCCAUCCCAUGUUACAUACCCGCUCAGCCCCCUGCCACAGUCCUGCUCCACCCCGCGUUACGUACCCGCUCAGCCCCAUGCCACAGUCCUGCUCCACCCCGCGUUACGUACCUGCCCAGCCCCAUACAAUAGACCCGCACCAGGCAGCACUGAAUCCUCAUCAAACCCCAUGCAACAGAUACGCUCCAGGCAGCAUUGUGUCCCCGCCCAGCCCCGUGCGUCACCCCACAUUUCGUAUCCAACAGGUCCCGUGCCACAAUCCUGCUCCACCCCUGUUAUGUACCCGCCCAGUCCCAUCUGACAGACCCGCUCCACGUACCUGACAGGCCCCAUGCCACAGUCCUGCUCCAGCCCAUGUUACAUACUGGCCAAGCCCUGUGCCACAGUCCUGCUCCACCCCAUGUUCCUUACCCACCCAGCCCCGCGCUACAGUCCAGCUCCACCCUACCUUAUGUACUCGUCAAGCCCCGUGCUACAGUCCCGUUCCACCCCACAUUAAGUCCCCUCCCAGUCCCAUUCGACAGUCCUGCUCCACCCUGCAUUACGUACCCGCCCAGCCCCGUGAGACAGACCCGCUCCAGGCAGCAUUGCGUCCCUGCCCAGCCCCGUGCGACAUACCUGCUCCACCCCAUGUUAUGAACCCGCCCAGCCCCAUCACACAGACCCGCUCCACCCCCCAUUACAUACCCAAUGGGCCCUGUGCCAGAGCCCUGAUCCACCCUGCAUCACGUACCUGACGGGCCCCAUCCAACAGGGCAAAAACUGUGGUGCCAUCGUGAAAUGCCCAAACAACAACUGGGAAUCCACCUUGGCUGCCCUUCUUCCCCCCUCCUCAGUUGUAGUUUCCCACCCUUUCCACCGAAAGGCUGGAAACCAAGCAAACCCUGUGAUCUACGAUCUGCCCAGUAACAGCAGGGCAUAUAAGGGCCUGCACAGCAGAGGGAAGGGGCUGCCCUUCUGAGUGGCAGAGUCUGGAGGUGCUGCUGCUGCAACUGUUGGAGAGCACAGCAGAUAUCUUAGCUCUCAGUUGCCUCAGAGGAGUACGCUGAGCACCGAACUCUUUCAUCUGGUUGCGGUUUCAUCUGGUUCAUCACACUUGCAUGCAGAGUGUGUGUCACCAGCUGCCACCCUUUCACGGAGGACAAACGCACACCCAUGACGUCACAGGUGGAGUACAAGCAGAGUCAUCGCUGGGGCAGAGCUGCCAGCGCCUGAUCCUGAGGUCCACUCUUUACCUGUAGGUUCCACCUACCUGGACGGAGUCCAGAGCUGUCUUGUUGUUGUGAGGGUCCCCAGAGCUGCAAGAUUUGGUAGUGGUCCAUUGAUCCUCCAUCCUUUUACCUGGGUCCCGUCCUAGGGGAGGGAACAUAUCCUCAGUCACCAUCAGCAUACUGCCAGUUGUUUACUUACCUUAUAUCACCUAUUGUGGGGGUCCUUGCUUUACCUGUUGUGACGAUGUUGCCUCUGGCAGGACACAACUGAGAGUAUCAAUUCAGGACAAAUUGCUUAGAGCAGGGCAGUCACAGCCCAAGGCUGGGUUUCCUCCACUUCUAAGGCACACCAAACCAGCCAAAGAGAGAGGACUUCGGUCUCACCCCAAUGGCUAACCAGAAGUCAUACAAGCAAUUCCAUUAAGCACUCCAGUUUUCCAGUAUCACCACCAGCUGCCACUUCUUAUAAGGAUGAAUGGUUAUGAAAACCAAUACACCAGUAAAAGAAAAAAGGAUUCUCCCAAUCCCAAAGGGCCAAGCCCCAGACCUAGGUCAAUAUACAAGUCAGAUCUUACCCAUAAAUCACGCUGUUGCCAAUUCUUUAGAAUCUAAAAUCUAAAGGUUUAUUCAUAAAAAGAAAGAAGAAGUAUAGAUGAGAUUUGAAAUUGGUUAAAUGGAAUUAAUUACAUACAGUAAUGGCAAAGUUCUUGGUUCAGGCUUGUAGCAGUGAUGAAAUAAACUGCAGGUUCAAAUCAAGUCUCUGGAGUACAUCCACAGCUUGGAUGGGUCAUUCACUCCUUUGUUCAGAGCUUCAGUUUGUAGCAAAGUUCCUCCAGAGGUAAGAAGCAGGACUGAAAAAAAAAAAAAUGGAGGGGUUUCCAGGGCCUUUUAUAUCCUCUGCCAGAUGGAAGGACACCCCUUUGUUCUUACUGUGGAAAAUCACAGCAGCAAGAUGAAGUCUGGAGUCACAUGGGCAAGUCACAUGUCUAUGCAUGACUCAGUUCUUUUACAGGGAGAGCAGCCGUUGCUUACAUGCUACCUUUAAAUGUUCCCAGGAAGACUUUUCAUGUGGAUUGGAGUCUUCCAAGGUCCACUGUCAGUUAAGUGUUUCUUGAUUGGGCACUUAAUCUGCAAAUUCCUUUCUCAAGAAGCUGACCAAAUGCUUCACUAAUGCUACUUAGAAUCAAAUACAUUAAGAUACAAGUACAUAGCCAAUAUUCAUAAUUUCAACUACAAAAUUGAUACAUGCAUACAGAUAGCAUAAUUAUAACCAGGAGAUCAUAACCUUGUCUUAGACACCUUAUUUGACCUCCUUUAUACAGGAUUUGGUGCCUUUACAGGACCUUGGUUGCAACAACGAUCUAUACAUUCACAGUUUGUGUCAAUAACAUUUGGUUUACCUUGUUUAGAACUGUUGAUGGUUUAAAUAAAUACCUUGGUUGUUUUCACCCACA